Somion occarium is the source of this 2137-nucleotide messenger RNA. The record is from the annotation of a GenBank genome assembly. NCBI's taxonomy places the organism in Eukaryota, Fungi, Basidiomycota, Agaricomycetes, Polyporales, Cerrenaceae.
AAAGCUUCAUGAAAGACUUCUAAUAAAAAGGUUAAAAGAACGCCUUGCAUUCGCCACUUUCCUUUAUAAUGGAUGGGUUCGUUAUCGGCCUCUAUUGAUUCCUGAAUCCUCGGUAUCAUGUGCACAGACACGUUGCAUUUUAGCCUAGAUUCGCAUUCAUUUCAAGUUCAGAGACUCCGGAUCUGAGUUCGCGGUAUACAUACAUUGCCACACAUUCUUGAAAGUCCUUUCAUCCUUUACGUACGUCUAUUGCGCCACCCAUAUAUAUAUAUACGUAGCUUUUAGUCUUCAAAGUUCAUCGUCACCUUGCUGAUCAUUGCUGUUCACAGAGCUGUACCCGGUUCAGGCUCAUUCCCGCAGACUAUGUCUUUGAAUACCAACGAGAGGUUCAACAAUACCACAGACUACGGUCCCGACUCUUCUGACGAGUCAUGGUCAGAUAGUAGUCACUAUAUCGAUGAAGAGGAACAUCAGCAUCUUCACGAAAUCCCACCGGGAAAGCGGGUUUUCACUGACUUGCUGCUGAAGCGAACAGCAGAAGUUUGUGAUGUUGUCCGGGAAAUGCACCAAAAUCGCAACCCAGAUAAUAUCCAGUUGCUGGCAGAACUGGCUCAACUAACUGAGAUCGAGCCUCCCGUUCGCCUAAUGGAACUAUUAUGCAAAAGUGGCCUUCCGAGUGUCCUUGUCGAUAUUGUGGCGGACAAAGAUUCAUAUGUAUCUCACCAGCAGCGCUUUUCAAUGGACGAAGAACUUUCAGAUUGCGAGGGUUUCCACUACACAACCGAUGCAUAUCGAAGUCUCCUUCAGAUGGUCGGAUACAUGUCUUUCUCCCUCAAGGAAGAUGAAAAUGAUUAUAUGGAGUCUGCGAGUGACUGUCUGGUUAGGUUGCAGAAGCUCUGGAAACUCGUACUAGAGCACUUUAUCCCUCUUGGAUUACUCGAAGAGGAUAGGGAUGACUCGACCUACGGACCUCUCUGGUCGUUUGUGACCGCUAUCAUAGGAUACGGAACUGAUCUUUACGAUGCAACCAAGAAGUGGCCAGGGUUGAAGGAUCCCCUCGGCAUGGUAAUGCUGUAUCUGUGGCAGUCAUGUAGCUCGCCUCCGAUGCGUCAAACCAUCAUACAGGUGCUCCAACGAUUCCUUUUCUCAUCCUCACCCAGUUUCUCGGCGUUCGUAGAGGCAGCGAUCGCGCAUGGCUACGACUUAGAGGCGAUUGUGGACGGCUACCUGGAUGAACUACUGAAUCGUGAAAUAAUGGCCGCCGGUCUCUUCAGUUACUUAUUCGUGCUCGAUCUCGUCUUCAUUCGCUAUUGUUUGGACCAUCAACAGCUCAGGUACAUUGCGGAGAACCGCGUUGGUCGAAUAUUACAUGCGCACAUUGUUGUGGGACAGAGAAUGAUUUGUGGUGACGACCCUCCUGCGCACGUCCGGAAACUGAUCAUUGGAACUGCGUACAGUAUAUUUUCGCCAUUACUUACAGUUCUCGAGGGUAAUCCUAGGAUCACACCACAGAUAUUGCAAAAUGUAGACAUCAUACAUAUAAUGGCUCAUGACCUCGUAUAUGCUGUCUCCAUAGGGGAUGAAUCCUUCAGUGACCCCGUCGUAGGAGCCAUAGACAGGCUAGGGUGGUUUGGCCAUGAUCUUUCACCUGACCAGUCGCAACGUAUGCGCGUUCUAGUCCGUCGACAUUCUGUAAUGGUUACGGAUGGCCUUGCCAAAUUGAUACUCAGCCAGAGAACCCUGGCACUCAACGCCAUUGAAGCAUGGGAGAAUCUAAGACGUCGUCUUCAUGUACAAUUGUUGACAGAUGACCCACCUUUUAUGACUUCUUGGUCAUUGGGACACAAGGCUUGUCAUAGUGCCGAAUGCGUGUGUCAUGCAAUGAAGCCAAGCCAUGAAUUGAAGGUCUGCAAAGGGUGUUGGUCCGUCCUAUACUGCUCUAGAAGAUGUCAGAAAAUUGACUGGGUGAAGGGACAUAGAUCCGUAUGUCGAUCUCGAACACCAAGUAAUUAGCUGCAGAUGGGCGUAGUUCAUCGGCCUUCCUCUUGUAAUCAUAUCAACAUGUAUACUAGACGUAGCGUUGGUUGCCGAUACACGUUCGCCACAGAUUUAUGGAUAACUAUUUGAACCAUGCUCG